Raphanus sativus (radish) is the source of this 4311-nucleotide messenger RNA. RefSeq names its product lysine-specific demethylase ELF6. Gene Ontology annotation, cellular component: nucleus. Gene Ontology annotation, biological process: chromatin remodeling. Lineage: Eukaryota; Viridiplantae; Streptophyta; Magnoliopsida; Brassicales; Brassicaceae. The coding region runs from base 307 to 4002 and encodes 1231 amino acids. Gene Ontology annotation, molecular function: histone H3K4me/H3K4me2/H3K4me3 demethylase activity. The record is from RefSeq and is a predicted model, not a curated record. The transcript is spliced from 7 exons.
AAAAUAAUAAUAAGAAAAAAACAAUACCCCUUCUCCUUUGUCCGUGUCUCUCCGUCGUUGCGCAGCAACCGCACAGUUCCAUAUCGUUUCAUUCUCCUCACUCAACGUAACGAUUUCGCCGCUAUUUGAUUGGUAUCAACACCCAACGGUUUCACAGUCUUGAUUCGGUGAGAGGAAUCGAAAGAAGAGAUAUAUCUUAUCUUAUCUUUUUUUUGUUAACCAAAAAUCGGAAUCUCGAAUCUAGGGUUUUAGAGUGGUGGUCUUGUCCAUGGUUUGUAUUUCGGGUGUUUGAAUUGGGCAUUUGAGAUGGGUAUCAAUGUCGAAAUCCCCAAUUGGCUAAAGGCCAUGCCUUUGGCACCCGUCUUCAGACCCACAGACACCGAGUUCGCAGAUCCCAUUGCCUACAUCUCGAAGAUCGAGAAAGAAGCCAGUGCCUUUGGGAUCUGCAAGAUCGUUCCUCCCAUACCCAAGCCAUCGAAAAAGUACGUUUUUUGCAACUUGAACAAGUCGCUUCUGAGGUGUCCUGAGCUGGCUUCUGGCGUGGACGUCUCGAAGCUUCUUCGUCAAGAGGAUAGAGCUGUGUUCACCACUAGGCAGCAGGAGUUAGGACAGGCUAGGAAAAAGAGCAAAGGAGGAGGAGGAGGAGGAGAGGGCGGGGGUGGUGUUAAGCAGGUUUGGCAGAGUGGUGGCGUGUAUACGUUGGAGCAGUUUGAGUCCAAGUCCAAGGCUUUUUAUAAAAGUCAGUUAGGGACGGUUAAAGAAGUGUCGCCGGUUGUGGUUGAGGCGUUGUUCUGGAAAGCGGCUUCGGAGAAGCCUAUAUAUAUAGAGUAUGCGAAUGAUGUGCCUGGCUCGGCCUUUGGUGAGCCGGAGGGUCAUUUCAGGCAUUUCCGGCAGAGGAAGAGGAGAGGGAGAGGAUUUUAUCAGAGGAAGGCAGAGGAUAGUCAAGAACCAUCCUGUAAGAACGGUGAGGAGACAUUGCCUGAGGUGGCAAAGUCAUCUCUUGCUUCUCCAAGUUUGUUAUCUCAAGAUCAGUCCAAGAAGAAGAACGUGGAUGUUAUUGAUGAAAUGGAAGGUACUGCAGGCUGGAAGCUCUCCAACAGUUCGUGGAACCUUCAGAUGAUCGCACGUUCACCUGGCUCUGUUACGCGCUUCAUGCCGGAUGACAUACCUGGUGUUACAUCUCCCAUGGUUUAUAUCGGUAUGUUGUUCAGCUGGUUUGCCUGGCACGUUGAGGACCAUGAGCUCCACAGUAUGAAUUAUCUUCACACUGGCUCGCCAAAGACUUGGUACGCUGUCCCUGGCGAUUAUGCGCUCGACUUUGAAGAGGUUAUCCGUAAGAAUUCUUAUGGCAGAAACCUUGAUCAACUGGCUGCUCUCACACAACUAGGCGAAAAGACAACUCUUGUAUCACCUGAGAUGAUAGUUUCAUCCGACAUUCCCUGCUGUAGGUUGGUACAAAAUCCUGGUGAAUUUGUGGUUACUUUUCCAAGGUCUUAUCAUGUAGGAUUCAGCCACGGUUUUAACUGUGGCGAAGCCGCUAAUUUUGGAACUCCACAGUGGCUCAACGUAGCUAAGGAAGCUGCUGUGCGUAGGGCAGCCAUGAAUUAUCUCCCCAUGUUGUCCCAUCAGCAGCUUCUAUAUCUCUUGACCAUGUCCUUUGUUUCAAGAGUGCCACGAUCGUUGCUACCAGGUGGUCGUAGCUCCCGGCUGAGAGAUCGACAGAGAGAAGAAAGGGAGUUCCUUGUGAAAAAAGCUUUUGUAGAAGAUAUAUUGAACGAAAACAAGAAUCUGUCUGUUCUACUUGGAGAACCGGGCUCUCGUUUGGUGAUGUGGGACCCUGAUUUACUUCCACGCCAUAGCGCAUUGGCUCUUUCAGCUGCCGGGGUUGAUGCUACUACUUCUGCUGUUUCAUGUCCAGCAGAGGCCAAAAAUGAAGUUGAGAACGGUCAUUCUGGAACGCAGAAUGAAGAGAAGACUACUCUUUUAGAGGAAUUAAGUUUGUUCAUGGAGAAGCUGAAAGAUGUGUACUACGACGACGAUGAUGGUCAGCUUAAUGAUUUCCAAAUCGAUUCUGGAACCUUGCCAUGUGUGGCGUGUGGCGUUCUUGGCUUCCCCUUUAUGUCUGUGGUACAGCCUUCUGAAAAUGCAUUAAAAGAUCUCUCAGAGAUACAAGAAGAGAUAGAUGCUCAAGAAAUUACAGCACAGUCAUCAGAAAAGACUAACAACAGUGAAUGGAACACGUCAUCCGGAUAUAUAAGACCUCGCAUUUUCUGCCUCGAGCACACUAUUGAACUUCAGAGACUGCUGCAGUCAAGAGGUGGACUGAAGUUCCUUGUUAUUUGCCAUAAAGACUUUCAAAAAUUUAAGGCGCAUGCGGCUAUAGUGGCAGAGGAAGUGAAAGUCCCUUUCAGAUAUGAUGAUGUCCUGUUAGAGAGUGCAUCUAAAGAAGAGCUGAGUCUGAUUGAUCUUGCAAUUGAAGGUGAAGAAAACAACGAACACGGCGCAGACUGGACCUCAAAACUUGGCAUCAACUUACGGUACUGUGUUAAAGUGAGGAAAAAUUCCGCUAACAAUAAGAUUCAGCAUGCACUGUCGCUAGGUGGCUUGUUCUCCGACACAAGCCACAUGUUAGAUAUGUCAACUAUCAAAUGGCUGCAGCGGAAAUCACGCUCAAAAGCUAAACCAUGCUCUACCUCAUGUUUCACACCUCGUGAACAUCUUGAAGUAAAAGCAGAUAGAAAACUGGGGGAGAAAGAAGAAGAUGAAUCACAAGCCGGAAGAAAGGAAGAAAAGAUCAUCCAGUACUCGAGAAAGAAAAAGUUGAAUCCCAAUGCCAAUAGGUCAGAUCAUGGGAGGGCGGUUUAUUCUGAGAUGAACAUUGGGAUUGGUGACUCUGCUGAUCUAACUUCCGUAACCAGAGAGCACCAAGGACACUCUAUGACCAGUGAUAAUAACAAUGGCUCGAAUUCAGAUAGUCAUGUUGUGGACCUUGUUGCAAGUCCGACCAUGCUUGCUUCUACAGUCGAUAAUCAUAAUGGUACUCCGAUGAAGAUGUGUGGUGGUGUUGAUGAAGCGGCUGAAAUGAGCGGCCAAGAGUUCAAAGAACUUAGAUCUACUAACGCUAACAUUGAGGAGGAAGAGCAAUCACAGGUGGUGCAACCUACCAAUAGAGAAGCUGUAUCCGAAAAUAUUAUGCACACUGAGCAAGAAGAAGAGCAAGCACAUUCUUCAGCUCAACUGGGUUUAGAAGUUCCUGAAACUAGCAUUGCCAAUGAGAAGAUAGUCGUGGACAUGGUCCGUGAUGAUGAACCUCUGGCAAGCAACGGUGAUGAAGCUUCUUCAAGUGGCUUCCAAGCUGCAGAUAAUCAAAAUAGCGUGAAGAGCGUGGUUGGAAGCUCAGGAAACACCGAGGUUAUCGAGGCAAAGAAGAAGCGUAAACUAGAAUUGGACAGUCCAGAGAGUAGCAUUGGUUUCAUAAAGAGCCCUUGUGAAGGGUUGAGGUCAAGGGGUAAGAGGAAAGUGACGUGCGAAGCUUCAUUCGAUCUCAAUGAAGCGAACGAUGAAGAGAAGAAGAAACACACUGCUAAAAGGCUCAAGAAAACUCCAACUACUCGCUCGGGGACUCAUGGCCAAGAAGAAGCCUCCACGGCAACUCACCACAACCGUUGUUACCUGGAGGGAUGCAAGAUGACUUUCAAGAGCAAAACGGACUUAGCAGCUCACAAGAGAAACCGCUGCACGCACGAAGGGUGCGGGAAGAAGUUCAGGGCUCACAAGUAUCUGGUGCUUCACCAACGUGUUCACAACGACGAAAGACCGUUCGUGUGCCCUUGGAAAGGGUGUACCAUGAAUUUCAAAUGGCAAUGGGCGAGGACUGAGCAUUUGCGUCUGCACACUGGGGAACGACCGUACAAAUGCAAGGUGGAUGGGUGUGGACUGUCGUUUAGGUUUGUGUCGGAUUAUAGCCGCCACAGACGGAAGACGGGGCAUUAUGUGACAUAGAGAUUUGAGGGGGAUGGAUGGAUGCAAAGGUGAUGGUGGCCAGAGAGAGAGGAUAAAAAAGGGCCUACUCUCUCUCUGUGGAAUUGUUGUAAACUUUAGUUCUUCUGGUUGUUGUUUUACUAGUGUUUCAGAGACGACACUUGAUGAUGUUUCUCUUUCUGUAGAUGUGACUUGUUUCCACUUUUCAUGAAGGUGCCUAGGCGCCUUCACACUCUUUUGUUUUACUCUGUUGUUUUUACGAGUCACCAUUGGCUUGUUAAUAUGAAUGAUUCCCGUUUUCUCCCAGUUAACAAAGUUUUCUGUGAUUCA